Phialemonium atrogriseum is the source of this 2160-nucleotide messenger RNA. RefSeq names its product AP-1 complex subunit beta. The coding region runs from base 1 to 2160 and encodes 719 amino acids. Gene Ontology annotation, cellular component: membrane coat. Gene Ontology annotation, molecular function: clathrin binding. The transcript has 4 exons. The record is from RefSeq and is a predicted model, not a curated record. Gene Ontology annotation, biological process: intracellular protein transport; vesicle-mediated transport. NCBI's taxonomy places the organism in Eukaryota, Fungi, Ascomycota, Sordariomycetes, Cephalothecales, Cephalothecaceae.
AUGUUCAUUGCAUACCUCCCCCCACCGAACUAUUACUCACGCACGAGGACGUUACAGGGCAAGGUUAACGAGCUGCGCCUCGAGCUGAACACGGGCGGCAAGAAGGACAAGAACUUCACGAACAAGAAGAUCGCCUUGAAGAAGAUCGUCGCCAACAUGACCAUGAGCAACAAUGACAUGGUCGCCCUGUUUCCGGAUGUCAUCGGCUGCAUGCACAUACAGAGUCUCGAGAUCAAGAAGAUGUGCUUCCUGUACUUGGUCAACUACGCCCGAAUGCGCCCAGAGAUUGCGGUGAAAGCAAUCCCAGUCCUGGAACACGAUAUGGAAGACCCGAAUCCUCUCGUUAGAGCUCUUGCAUUACGGACAAUGUCCUAUAUCCAUGUCCGGGAGUUUGUCGAAGCCUCGGUUCCAAUAGCGAAACACCUCCUUCGCGAUUCAGAUCCAUACGUGCGGAAGACGGCGGCAUUCUGCGUUGCUAAACUCUACGACCAUGACAGGCACAUGGUCGAGCAGUCGGAUCUUAUCGACCGGUUAAAUGGCUUGCUCAGAGACGACAAUCCCACAGUGGUGGCCAGUGCUUUGGCGAACUUGAUGGACAUAUGGGAGAGGAGCGAUGCGAUAAAGCUCACGAUCGACUAUAGCAACGCUUCCAAGAUGGUUGCUAUACUGCCGGACUGCUCAGAAUGGGGCCAGACAUACAUCCUCGAGGCACUGAUGUCCUACGUCCCCGAAGAGUCUGGCGAAGCACUCCUCCUUGCCGAACGCAUCUCCCCGCGCCUCUCACACUCGAACUCAGCGGUAGUGCUAACCUGCAUACGAGUGAUAUUGUAUUUGAUGAACUACAUUGCCGACCAGAAGCAAAUAUCGGCGUUGUGCCGGAAGCUGUCCCCCCCGCUUGUCACGCUCCUUGCCAAAGGUCCGGAGGUGCAGUAUUUGGCUCUGCGGAACGCCCUCCUAAUUCUCCAACGGAGGCCUGAAGUGCUCCGAAACGAUAUCCGCGUUUUCUUCUGCAAAUACAACGAUCCGAUCUACGUCAAGGUAACAAAAUUGGAGCUCAUCUUCAUGCUCGCAAACGAGAAAAACAUCGACGAGGUCUUGACCGAGCUGCGUGAAUACGCGACCGAGAUCGACGUGCACUUCGUGCGGAAGGCAGUGAGGGCAAUCGGCAAACUUGCCAUCAAGAUUGAGCCGGCGGCGCAGCAGUGCAUCACCCUCCUGCUGGAACUGGUGGCAACGAAGGUUACGUACAUAGUGCAGGAGGCGACGGUGGUUAUUAGAAAUAUCUUCCGCAAGUAUCCGAACCAGUACGAGAGCAUCAUCAGCACGCUCUGCGAGCACCUCGACAGCCUGGACGAGCCCGAAGCCAAGGCGGCGAUGGUGUGGGUCAUUGGCCAGUACGCCAGCCGCAUUGAGAACAGCGACGUCCUGCUGGAGGACUUCCUCUAUUCGUUUGCCGAGGAGCCGGUCGAGGUCCAACUCGCGCUGCUGACAGCUACCGUCAAGUUGUUCAUCCAGCGCCCAACCAAGGGACAAGAUCUCGUACCGAAGGUGUUAAAGUGGGCAACAGAGGAAACGGACAACCCGGACCUCCGGGAUCGCGCAUACAUGUACUGGCGCCUCCUCUCGACCGACAUGGAGGCAGCCAAGCGCAUUGUCAUGGGCGAGAAGCCAGCCAUCACGGCGGAGUCGGAACGGCUCGACCCGGCUACCCUGGAGGAGCUCUGCCUCAACGUUGGCACGCUAGCGACGGUCUACCUCAAGCCCGUGCAGACCGUCUUCCGCAACGCACGCCCCCGCCGCUUGCAAGACAGUCCGGCGCUCCGACGCCAGCCAGAGACCGAUGGCAAUGGCGACGGCGACGGUGAUGGCACCGACUCCAACAAGUUCCUCAGCCAGUUCGGCGAGGGCGGCCAGCCGUCGGACUACGACCCCCGCGCCGGCGGGGGUGCGGGCCAGAACGGGCAGGCCGGCGGCCUUGCCCAGGCCGUCAACGAUGCGGACGCCUACUUCGCCGGCCAGAUGGCGGGCAUGCGGAUACAGGAGCAGGGGGAUAGCUUCGGCGGCAGCGGGAGUGAUGGGACGGGGUACAUUGUCAGCCAGAACGCGCCCCAGACUGUGUACCAGCCGGCACAGGGGAAUGGGGAUUUGUUGAUGCUCUGA